This is a messenger RNA of Didymella exigua CBS 183.55, 330 nucleotides long. RefSeq lists its product as uncharacterized. The transcript has a single exon. The record is from RefSeq and is a predicted model, not a curated record. Lineage: Eukaryota; Fungi; Ascomycota; Dothideomycetes; Pleosporales; Didymellaceae. The coding region runs from base 1 to 330 and encodes 109 amino acids.
AUGUCGCGCCUCACACGCAGAGCCAGCGCAAUCCAGCUCCUCUCGCUCAACGCCGAGCAGGCGCAGACGGAGCAGCAGGCGCUGCACGCCGAGGUCAACAGCCUCAAAGACGCGCUGAAGCGGAGUCACACUGCGUACAGCAUGCUGCGCGACGAUGUGGAGCGGUUCAAGGGUGUUGUACGGACGCAGAACGUUGCGCUGACAGGAUUGCGGGAGGAGGUGGCGGGUAUGAGGCGUGAAGUCGCUGCUCUGAGAGGCCCACCGGCAGCUGAGAAGCCUGCCAGCACGCCAGCGGAGGGGAGAGGGAGGGAUCAUGUAAGGAGACGAUGA